AUGUAUAGGUUCAAUUGCACUGAAUCAAACGAAACCUUAGAGGCUGGAUGUAGCAAGGAAAACGUCAAUGUCGUGGAGGAGUAUCUGGACGACGAGCAGACGUUGUAUGUUUUGCGCGUGCUGAUGUUUGGCGUCACGCCGGCCAUUUCUGUUUUUGGCAUCACUGGAAACGUCUUCAGCAUGUUGGUGUUGAGCAGACACGGCUUGAGGAAGAGUUCAAACAUUUUGUUGUUCUCUUUAGCGUUUUGUGACCUCUCUUUCCUCAUUGGCUUCAACAGCGUUCCAAAACUGCUGUACGAAGUUUCCGGGAACGCCGAAGGGUUCCGUUACAGCGAAGGCGUCUCUUACACCCUGUACAUCCUGUAUCACGUGUUCCACAACAUGGACUACGCCCUCGGGGGCGUUUCCCUCACUCUGCCCAUGCUGAUCACAUUUGAACGCCUGGUGGCCGUGUAUCUGCCAUUAAAAUUUCAUCAUAUUGUUACUCCUGUCAGGACUUGGUGCGCUGUAGGUACAAUCUGCGCCUUCUGGUGUGCUUUCUUUAUCCAUAUGUCAAUGUAUGCAGAUUUCAGCUACGACUUCAGCGACCGUUUUAACCAGAGCGUAGGUCUCAUUAUUAGGUCAACGUACCACUACAAUAAUAUCAACACCGUCGCCAUACUGGAGGUAACAAUGUCUUACCUCAUGAUGAAUAUCCCGCCAAGCAUCACUCUCGUCGGCUGCAUCGCCAUCGGGGUCAAGGUCAAAAUGGCGUCCACCAACCGCAGGAAGAUGUCGUCGUCCACGUCCGGCGAAUCGUCUAGACGCACGACAAAAACGUUGCUGGCCGUCUGCGCUGUAUACAUGGUGACCUGCUUCGUUUUGUCGCUGCCGACGUUCAUUCCGCAGUACGUGGCGUACACCAUGAUCUCGGACGCUCCGUCUAACCUUGGCAAGGUCAUGUAUCAGAUGAUGAACAUUAUCCUCUGCAUCAACAGCUCGUACAACUUUAUCAUUUACGUGGCAAUGAACAAAAACUUUAGGGACACUUACAAGUCACUGUUUGUUGGCUGCUGCUUUGAUGAAAGGAACAAGAGAUCCAGAUUGGACCAGAAAGGACCGGAUAGGACCAGAUAG
Biomphalaria glabrata is the source of this 1116-nucleotide messenger RNA. Its product is annotated as FMRFamide receptor-like. Gene Ontology annotation, molecular function: G protein-coupled peptide receptor activity. The coding region runs from base 1 to 1116 and encodes 371 amino acids. The transcript has a single exon. The record is from RefSeq and is a predicted model, not a curated record. NCBI's taxonomy places the organism in Eukaryota, Metazoa, Mollusca, Gastropoda, Planorbidae. Gene Ontology annotation, cellular component: plasma membrane. Gene Ontology annotation, biological process: G protein-coupled receptor signaling pathway.